GUAAUUGAGUUCUAACCCUAACAUCGAUCGAUUCCUCUGAUCGAUCCCACAACUAAUAAUUAGUAAUAUAAUGGCAACGGCGACGACAACCAUCUCCAUCUUCCCCAUCCUCCUCAUCUGCUGCAUCGCCGUCCAUCAUUCCGGCGCCCAGGCCCAGCAGCCGCCCGCAGUCCUCGACAUCGACGGAAAACCCGUCCGCACCGGCAGCAAGUACUACAUACUGCCGUUGAUACGGGGGCGCGGCGGGGGGCUGACCCUCUCCGCCUCCGGCAACGAAACGCAAUGCCCCCUCAGCGUCGCCCAGGCACGAAACGAGGUCGACAGAGGCCUCCCCGUGACCUUCAGCUCGGUGGACGGCGCCGCCGUGGUCCGCGAGUCCACCGACCAGAACGUCCAAUUUUCGGGUGCGGGUGCGGUCUGCGGGAGCGCCGUGUGGAAGCUGGGCAGCUACGACGAGUCGGUCAAGAAGUACUUUGUGGAGGGCGGCGGGGUGCGGGGGAACCCUGGCCCGCAGACCAUCAGCAACUGGUUCAACAUUCAGAAGUUUGGCAGUGGCAGCCGCGACUACAAGCUGGUGUUCUGCCCCACCGUCUGCAAUUUCUGCAAAGUCAUAUGCCGGGACCUCGGGAUCUUCAUUCACCCCCAAGACGGGAGGAGGCGCUUGGCCCUCAGCCUCUCUGACGAUCAGAUUCAGUCCUUGCCCGUUUUCUUUAAGAAGGCCUGACCGCGACGACGACAAAUUAGUUAAAAAAUACCACCCGUUUGAUUUAUUAUACUAAUAAUUAAUAAUAAUAAAAUAAAUAAAUGAUGAUUAUGAUGACAGUAGUGUAUCUGUAUGCAUAUGGAAUUGUAAACUUGGAUUAAUAAUUUAUAACAUAUAUAUAUAAUAUAUGUGGAUGCCGGCGGGUCUUCUUCUUUGCACUUUGACCAAAUGGCUUACCAUUAAUUAUUAUGUACACUUAUUGUUUUUUUGUUGAUGGUGAGAUGGGAUUUGAGAGAGAGAUUCAAUUUUGACUUAUUUCACUGAUAGUAGUAGCAGUAGUAUUAAAUUGUGUAAAUGCGAUGUGCAGUCAAACAGUAGCAAAUUUGUAGGAUUGAUGACAGUGCACACAAAUAUAUAUAUAUAUAUAUAUAGUAGUAUUAAAUAGUGAGGGUGAGGGUGAGGGUGAGGGUGAGGGUGAGGGUGAAUUGAUUGAGUAUCAAUCACGUCACGUGCUGCUGCACCGCCCACCACCUACACAGCACCGCCCGCCAUUACUCCUCUAAGUCCUAUCUAUCUAUCUAUCUAUCAACCAUUCAAUUAAAUACACUAGUGACAAAUGUCUCAUCAUUCAUCAAGGCAUGCAAGCAACAAAUUAAAGCCCAUCAUCAACCAACCAACCACAACAAUAAUAAUAAUACUCCUCUGCUCCUGAUUAUAAGUAUAUUCCUAAACGAGACAAUCAUCAUAUCAUGAUGCUGCUGCAGCUUAUGCUUAAAAAUUAGCAUAGGUAGUUGGUGCUAGCUGGCAGCCUGCAUCAAAGUCAUUGAAGAUCUGUCCUGUCCUGUCCUGUACUAAACAUGCACAUUACACAUGUAGAUGGAUAAUAGAUAGGGUUAGGCGAGUGGGCACUAACCUAAAUACCAGUCCACUUUGGAUUAGAUAUACAUAUGCGUACAAUAGAUUGCAUUGCAUAUCUAUAUAUCAUCAAUCAUACCAUAUGACGACAUCGUUUCGUGCUGCUGCUGCUUUCCUUCGCACGUCCGUACGCGAUGAAUAUGAAGCACCUGAAAGCAAUCCUCCUCCUCCUCCUCCUCCUCUCCGCACUCUUGUCCUCUCCUCCUGCCGCUUUUGCAGUGCCCUCCUCAAGAAGCCUCAAGUCAAUCACCGGUGAGACUACUUCUUCCACCCACCAUCUACACACUGCCUCCCACUUUCAGGAGGAGGAGGAAGAGUUUGAGAACGUGGAGGCAGCCGAUUACACAGGGGCAGGUGCCAAUAAUCACCACGAUCCGAAAACCCCGCCUUCACUUCGCUGAUCGAAUCAUCAAUUAUCUUUAUAUUUUCCCCUCCUCAAAGAAUUCUUUGUACAGUGAUCCAUGAAAAUAAGGAAUACUGAGAAUUUUCUUGACCAUGACCAUCGCCAUGUAUCUAUUAGCUUCUUUCUUAUUACAUACAAGCUGUAGUUAUUUCUCUUCCUUGACUCUCGUCUUAGUAGUCUGUCUGUAAGAGAUUUCCAAUAGUUGAACCACUUACUUGCAUACCA
This is a messenger RNA of Andrographis paniculata, 2246 nucleotides long. RefSeq names its product kunitz trypsin inhibitor 5-like. The transcript is spliced from 4 exons. Gene Ontology annotation, molecular function: endopeptidase inhibitor activity. The coding region runs from base 71 to 724 and encodes 217 amino acids. Lineage: Eukaryota; Viridiplantae; Streptophyta; Magnoliopsida; Lamiales; Acanthaceae. The record is from RefSeq and is a predicted model, not a curated record.